CCAAAUGGCUACUUCCCUCCACUCUGCUCUCCUCCCCCAUCUAUUCCUCCUCCUCCCCUUCUUCUCCUCCACAACCAUCUCCUUCAAUCCCUACGAAACCACAAUCUCCCAAAUCCAAUCCGCCUUCUCUACCAACCAACUAACAUCCCGACAACUCGUUCGCUUCUAUUUCUCCCAAAUCCGCACCCUAAACCCUAAACUCCACGCCGUCAUCGAAACCAACCCCGACGCCCUCUUCAUCGCCGGAACCUCCGACUACCGCCGCAACCUCGGCCUGCCCCCCCUCUCCCCACUUGACGGCAUCCCCAUCCUCCUCAAAGAUAACAUUGCCACACUCGACCGUCUCAACACCACCGCCGGCUCUUUCGCCCUGCUCGGCUCCACCCCCCCUCGCGACGCCACCGUCGUCCAACGCCUCCGCCUCGCCGGCGCCGUUAUUCUCGGCAAGGCGAGCUUGAGCGAGUGGGACAAUUUUCGAUCAAUCAAUGCGCCCGACGGAUGGAGCCCGCGCGGGGGACAGGGGGUGAAUCCCUAUAACCUAACUGCCGGGCCCUGCGGAUCGAGCAGCGGACCGGCGAUUGCGGUGGCGGCGAAUAUGGUGGUGGUGGGGUUGGGAACGGAGACGGACGGAUCGAUUCUCUGCCCGGCGGCGAGGAAUUCGGUGGUGGGGAUAAAGCCGACGGUGGGAUUGACGAGCAGGGCGGGGGUGGUGCCGAUUUCGAAGAGGCAAGAUACGGUGGGGGUGAUGGGGAGGACGGUGGAGGAUGCGGUGGCGGUUUUGGAGGUGAUAGUGGGGUUUGAUGUGUUUGAUGCUGCGGCUACGGCGGCGGCGGCGCAGUUUAUUCCGGCGGGAGGGUACCGGAGGUUUUUGAAUGCGGGGGGAUUGAAGGGGAAGAGGAUAGGGAUUUUGCGUCGGGGGUUUUUCGAUUAUGCUCCGGAAUCUGUGGAGAAUGCCACUUUCGAAUCUCACUUUCUCACUAUAAAGAGAAAAGGAGCCAUUUUAGUGGAUAAUAUUGAAAUACCAAACGUGGAGACAAUAUUAGAUCCAACUCAAAGCGGUGAGGUGGUGGGACUAUUGGCCGAGUUCAAACUCGCCCUCAAUGCUUACCUUAGAGACCUCAUAACCUCGCCCGUUCGAUCACUCGCAGAUGUCAUCGCUUUCAACAACAAUCAUCCGAUCGAGGAGAGGUUGCCGGAGUAUGGGCAGGCGAUAUUCUUGGCGGCGGAGAGCACGACCGGGUUGGGUCCGGCCGAGAGGGCGGCCAUUAAAAAUCUUGCGGAGCUUUCUAAGAAUGGAUUGGAGAAGGUGAUGAAGGAGAAGAAGUUGGAUGCGAUAGCAUUUCCCGACGCGCCGGCGGCGCCGAUUCUCGCCAUCGGCGGCUAUCCGGCAAUCAGCGUGCCGGCCGGUUACGACGACGACAAUGUGCCUUUCGGCAUUGGAUUUGGAGCGCUGAGGGGGUCGGAGCCAAGACUGAUCGAGAUUGCUUAUGGCUUCGAACAAGCUACCAAAGUUCGAAGACCUCCUCAAUUACAGGCUUCGUUUGAAAGAACUUAGUCGUUCUAUCAUAAUACUGA
Phalaenopsis equestris is the source of this 1575-nucleotide messenger RNA. Its product is annotated as putative amidase C869.01. Lineage: Eukaryota; Viridiplantae; Streptophyta; Magnoliopsida; Asparagales; Orchidaceae. The record is from RefSeq and is a predicted model, not a curated record.